GGAGACCUUUCAGAACAUCUCCACCUCAACAAGAGACCCGAAAAGGAAAUAUUCUUAUUGAUUUUUAGAAAGAAAGUUUUUUGGAACACUUGGGUGUCAUUCUAUUAUUGCUGUCCACCAGUUCUGGGCUGAGGAAUAUAAAGCCUCAACCUUUGGUGCUGGAAAGCGAUUUGGGAAGUCUCUCUCUUGGGUUUAUAGAUUUGCUUAACUCAAGGUUGUGGAUGGAAUUGGACCAUUAGUCGGUUUCAUAUGCCAGUCUGAGUUCAGCUUCUGUGAAUCCCACUACAAUGACAUCACCGUUUUAAUCAAGGGUUUUCAGUGAGAGGAUCAUAGCUCCUCGGUCAUGGAUGUUCCAUAUGACACAACACCAAGCAAUGGUGAAGUAGCCAAUAACGGCCUUCAGAUAAUUAGAUACUCUCCUUAUCAGUACUACCAGCACAAUAGUAAAUUAUCAUCAUCCUGGUUUGAUCUGAGAGUCUUCUAUGUAAGGAUCAGCAACUUUAAGGUGGAUGAAUCUACCCCCAAGUUUCUGACCCUCAACCAUAUUCCUCUAUGCCCGGAUACCCUUUUGGAAGUAAAUGGUGCGAGAACUAGCAUGUACUCUGAUGGUGUAUCUUCACAUCUUAGAAGAGAUCGGGUGGACAAGAAAUCCGAAGAAGUCACAUUUGUGAAUACAGACAGCAUAAGGUUCACAGGGAGUGUGAAAUUUGAGGUGUUUGAUAAAGAUGAUCUCAUUCUCUCCGGGGUGUUAGAUAUGUCUAAUAGCAAUGGUUAUGUUGGGGAAUCAAAGAACAAUGCCAAGCGAUGGAGCAUGAAUUGUGAAUCAGAGAUCACUUCUGGCACUGGAUUCUUCAAAGGAAAACAACUUAAUGGCACUGAACCUGCACCGAGCAUUGAGGUUUACGUUGCUGGCUCCUUCUCUGGAACACCAAUCAUCUUAACCAAGACCCUGCAGAUUGCUUUCCGAAAGAAGCACAAUAGGAAGAGCACUUUGGAUGCAAUUCCGGAGUAUGAAACAACUGAAAUGCCAAAAGAUGAGUCCGCUGAACUUGAUAUGGAGGUGGCAGAAUAUAGAAAUUACAAACCAGAAAAUGAGGAAGAGUAUGGCAUGUACUGGAGGAGGACAGAAUACGAUGGCGAAGAUGGUGAACUCUCAUGGUUCAAUGCUGGUGUGAGAGUUGGCGUUGGAAUUGGACUUGGCAUUUGUCUUGGAGUUGGUAUAGGGGUCGGUUUGCUGGUUCGUACAUAUCAAACAACCACUCGGACUUUCAAGAGGCGGCUAUGAUAUCUGUAAUCUGGACGUCUAUACGUCUAACUGCGUCCUUGUUUGACACGCGUCCUGGACUGAAGAUUUUGACAGAGUACUGUUUGUGUAGCUGACAGUUACAUGUUCCUUUUUCUUUGUGUUUUGCUCCCAUAAAACUAUUGUUGCGAGGUUUGUUUAGAAAGCUUGACAGGUAAUCUAGUUGUGUAAUGGAAAGGGAUGACAGUCUUUAAUACUGAACGAGUGUAUACAUGU
This is a messenger RNA of Fragaria vesca subsp. vesca, 1519 nucleotides long. RefSeq lists its product as uncharacterized. Gene Ontology annotation, molecular function: phosphoglycerate dehydrogenase activity. Lineage: Eukaryota; Viridiplantae; Streptophyta; Magnoliopsida; Rosales; Rosaceae. The transcript is spliced from 3 exons. The coding region runs from base 344 to 1285 and encodes 313 amino acids. The record is from RefSeq and is a predicted model, not a curated record.